This is a messenger RNA of Dermacentor albipictus, 2151 nucleotides long. RefSeq lists its product as uncharacterized. The record is from RefSeq and is a predicted model, not a curated record. NCBI's taxonomy places the organism in Eukaryota, Metazoa, Arthropoda, Arachnida, Ixodida, Ixodidae.
GCGCGCUUUCCCUCGGCGUGGCCACGUGGUCAUGUUGAGGGCAUUAGGAAGCGAGGCCAAUUCAAAGCUGUACAAAACUGAACGCGAUAGUCUGAGCUGAAUACAGGAAGACAAACCUACGUUCGAAGCAAGACCACAACGCGAGCACAAUGCAAGGGGCCAGACAGACUGCAACGGCUGUUGUCGCUGCUUUCUUUAUGGCUCUGGUGGUUUCCUCCUUCGCUUCUCCUUAUGACGAAUGUCCAGAUCUCCAGCUCGUACCCGAUGCUGCGAUCAAAAACGCCAUCCUUGCAUUGACAAAGAGUGAAUAUUCCACCGAUGUCUCUGUAAUUGAGAAGUGGAGCUCGGGCCCUCUCGUCGUGAACCUGACAUCGUGGCACUCCAACAUUGAGAACGCUUUACAACCUUUCACGCCAUCCUGUGAAGGAGGAGACGCCAUGGUUGAUGCGGAAUUUGAGAUCAGCUGGGUCGCGAGCGCACAGUACGCUGUCGGCAACGAGGAAGAGGAUGUACUGGGCGCCGUUGACGUGGUUUUCAGGCAAGCGGUGGCGAAGGUGCGCUUCCAGUUGAGCAUGCUUUCUGCGAACGAAACAUUCACUCUGCACCCGCUGGCUGUGCGCGCCACGUGGCCUGGAAUCGUCUCGGCGAGCGUCUACAGCGUCGCUAACGGAUAUUACGCGGGACCUGUGGACGUUCUCGCCAGCCUGCUGGCUAAAGUGUACGCGUUGGAGAUACUGAGCUGGAGUUCGGCGCGUUCCGUCAUGACAAAGUUAUUCGUGGAUAAAGCAAAUGAACUGGGCCCUUUUUAUGUAGUGUUUUAACAGGUUGCGUUUCAUCAUACAUACCCUUCAGGUGACAAAAGCUUCUCAGCGUACAAAACUGUAGUUGCAUCCCAUCUCUUGCAAACUAUAAGAAGCAUGAGAAGCACACAGCUACAGAGCGGAUGAAGAAUGUUUAAUUAUUCGGUUGAUUUUGUUGGGUUACCCGAAUGGGAACUCCAUUCGAGAACUAUUGCAUUAACGUCCGAUACAAGAACUUGGACUAUUUUGUUUCAAGCACACAUGGAAGCCCUUGUCCUGAAAGUUUAAAAAAUUGUGCUUUGUGUAAAACGUUUCGAAAAGCACUAAACGAAAUUAGUCUGCAAUAUAACCCGCUUGGGCAUAUGGCGGCGUAGUUCCUAUGGCGUUGCGCUGCUAAGGCCGAGGGCGCGGGAUCAAAGCCGAGCCGUGGUGGUCCCAUUCCAAUGGAGGCAGAAUGCAAGAACAUCUGUGUACUGAGCAUUGGACGCCAGCUAAAUAAUCGCACGUGGUCAAAUUUUUUACCCAGAGCCCCCACUACACCGUGCCUAUUAAGGAGAUCGUGGGUUCGGCGCAUAUAAAACGCUAAAAUGUAAGUAUUCUUUACUGAAGCCACUACAAGACGGCACACUGACAUCGAGCGCGAACAUUCAGCCGUGCACCUUCCAACUUGAUUUCAUAAAAUACUUUACACAUGUUUAUAAGACUUGCAAGGUCCAAUCAGUAGUGUCUGGAGACGCAUGAAACAAGUUACAAAGCAUAUUUUCGUCGUUGCUCUUGCUUUUAAUGCGCUAUAUUGGGGUGCCCACUUGUAUAUAUAGCGCCAUAUAGGGAUGUUUCUGUAUUUGUACAUUUGAAUUAGAAGUAACUCAAUUUUUCCUGUGCUUUCCCUGGCUUCAUUAUCUCUGUUUUGCAUGGGCAAAAACUGAAAAAAACAUUGAGCGCCCCCUUGGUUUCCCGUAUUCUUCUGGAACAACUUAUGACAUUUAAAGAAAAAAAUAUUUCACACAUAGUUUUGGUAUAUAUUUGCUGCAUUACCUAAGGGCAGCUUUUUUUGCCCAAAUCCUUACGUUCCUAACGUUGCAUGGAUAACUGUUAGUAGAAAUCACACCAUUGCUAUAUUUAGGGUGCCGUUUUAACCCUUCUGAAAAAACAUAUAAAGAUCCGCUCGUCGAAGCAAAUUUCUGUUCUACCAACGAAGUUAAAUUGCCAAGAAUAUCCUGCAGUAGUCCUUGCAAGUAUAUCUGAAUACAUUAAGCUGGUCACCUCGCAGCGUACGUUUUCGUGCUAACGUGUGGCUUUUAGUGCAUGUGUUGAUGAUUGCAACGUUUCAAUAAAAUGUGAAAACAUUCUA